GUCCGCACCUGUCGGAACGCGACAUUCACCAAGCAAAACGUCUUACCAGGCGGAUACAGAGCCCAGAUUCAGCUGAUCUGAGUGUCUUUGUCAUAGCGGAGACUAUUAACAUACAUUGCCCACGCUCAUUUCUCCAAAUGAAUGGUCUGAGGACCUCCACCCCUCACACUAUGGCGACACUAUUCCGGCGAUGCACCAGACCAGCCACGUUGCGAAUCAUACCGUCUGGCGGCUUACGAAGGCAAUUCGGAUUCCAGCCACCGGACCGAGAAGCACCUCGGGCGCUGUCACUGCCCAUACCCUACGUGACCGAGACGACUGGCGGAGGCUGGAAAACAUCUGACAUCUUCUCCCGUCUCCUCCAGGAGCGUAUCAUUUGCCUGAAUGGCGAAGUCGACGACUUCAUGUCCGCUAAUGCCGUCGCACAACUGCUCUUCCUUGAAGCCGACAACCCAGAGAAACCUAUAUCCAUGUAUAUAAACAGCCCCGGUGGCAGCGUCAGCGCUGGUCUAGCCAUCUACGAUACCAUGAACUACAUCAAAAGCCCUGUUAGCACCAUAUGCAUGGGAAUUGCUGCGUCGAUGGGGUCACUAUUGCUCGCUGGCGGCGCCGAAGGGCAGCGGUAUAUUCUACCACAUGCGCGAGUCAUGAUACACCAGCCGAGCGGCGGAUAUAGAGGCAAGGCUAGCGACAUCGCAGAUCACGCAAAGGAGAUCCUGAGGAUAAGGGACAAGCUGAACCGCAUCUAUCAAUCGCACCUCACAACGAAACGGUCGCUGGAGGAGAUUGAGAAAUAUAUGGAACGCGACUACUACAUGGAUGCGCAAGAGGCAGUCGAAUUUGGUAUCGUGGAUAAGAUAUUGGAAAAGAGGGAGAUUUCGGCCAAGGAGGAUGAGAAAAAGUAG
Molecule: messenger RNA, 905 nt
Organism: Pyrenophora tritici-repentis Pt-1C-BFP
Lineage: Eukaryota; Fungi; Ascomycota; Dothideomycetes; Pleosporales; Pleosporaceae
Product: ClpP, Protease subunit ATP-dependent Clp protease
Biological process (GO): protein quality control for misfolded or incompletely synthesized proteins
Cellular component (GO): endopeptidase Clp complex
Molecular function (GO): ATP-dependent peptidase activity; serine-type endopeptidase activity; ATPase binding
Source: RefSeq, a predicted model, not a curated record